AUGACUACAUUCCAUCCACUUAUGGACCCUACUCACCCCCUCAUGCCAAACACCCUGUUCAUGAUGGCAAUGACCCAGCUUGAGCACUACAGUGCCAUGCUGCAAGUGCUGCAGAUUGAGCAGGUUCUUGAUCAACACACAAACUGGCCUGUGCAACCUGCUGAUUGGCUCAUUUACAUGGCAGAUGCAGAUGCAUUGCUGGCUGUCAUACCAUGCAGACGCAUGCUGGCAGAGUUGAGAAGUGGAAAUUUGAAGGUGUUGUUGGUGCUGGAUGUGUUUCUUUUUAAACAAGGCUUUCUUCCAGGCUCAACAAAUGGACUGAUUGACUAUGUGCAGAGGUUUGAAUGGCAAGUUGUUGGAUGGGAAGGAUGGUCAGAACACCUCCAGAACCUGCCCUUGGUACAUCCAUCAUUCCUGAUCAUGCAGAUCAGUGUGCACAGUGCUGAAGAGGGAAAGCUCAUAUGGAAGAAGCACCCCCGCAUGGAGCUGGUUGAUAACAUUGCAGAGCUCCUGAAUUUUUUUUUUUCAUUUUCUUGUCUUAACAUGGUGGAACAUCUUGACAUUGGUGAGCUUGUGGAUAUCAUGGUCCUGAUUGACAGGAUGGGUGGGCUCUUCAAGAGUGGGGUACUAGCAGGGGCAAAGGCAACAAAGGGUCAUCAGCCUGUUCCGUCUUCCACUCGUUGCGAGCUGUGGGUCAUGGACAAUUCCCUCACCUGCAUGCACAUUGUCCUUUGGGAUCAUGCUGUGCACAGCUUUGAAGCUGCUCCAGGCUGCAUGCUGGUGGUGAAGUCUGCUGCCAUCAGCUAUCUGAAUGGUCCUUGCUUAAAGACUGAUGUUGCGCACACUAAGGUGCUGACAAAGUACAACAAUGUGGCUACACAGGCACUUUUGUUUUGGUAUCAUCACCAGGGCAGUAAGGAUAAGAAGAAGUGGCAGAUGAUAAUGGGAACAUACAGCUCCAAUGGUCAUGCUGACCACCAGUACAUCAAGGCCAUGGAAACCCACAUGAUCAAGUGGGCAACAGAGAAGAAUCUGGGUAAAUUGUCUUGUGCAACAUUCCUAGUGGAGGCAAACAUCCUCCUGGGAACCAUGUGCAAAGAUUACAUUUACUUGGGCUGUUCUUUCAAGAGCUGCAACAAGAUUCCAAUGCUGGACUGGAGGAAUGCUGAUGGCAGCUACAGCUGCCAGCAGUGUGGUGCAAACGUGCCAACCUUAGGCCCUAAGUAUCACCUCAACUUUAAAGUCAUGGAUGGGACAAAAGAAUGUUGGUGUCAUGCAUUCAGCUCUGCUAGUGCACAUCUUCUUGGUGUGGAUGCAGGAACAAUGCUGGUGUGGAGGGAAUCCAAUCAGAGGGCUUUGUGGCAGAUGUAUGAGAGGAACAUUGGUGAGCCCAACAUGCACAAGUGGAGGGUGACUGUGGUAGCUGAGCAUGCAAAAGCAGAAGGGUUUGGUGACAAGAUUAACUGGGUUGUCAUUCAUUUCAAGAAGAUGGAGAUGGCCUGA
This is a messenger RNA of Dacryopinax primogenitus, 1503 nucleotides long. RefSeq lists its product as uncharacterized. The transcript has 13 exons. Bases 1 to 1503 code for a protein of 500 amino acids. NCBI's taxonomy places the organism in Eukaryota, Fungi, Basidiomycota, Dacrymycetes, Dacrymycetales, Dacrymycetaceae. The record is from RefSeq and is a predicted model, not a curated record.